Penicillium antarcticum is the source of this 570-nucleotide messenger RNA. RefSeq lists its product as uncharacterized. NCBI's taxonomy places the organism in Eukaryota, Fungi, Ascomycota, Eurotiomycetes, Eurotiales, Aspergillaceae. The coding region runs from base 1 to 570 and encodes 189 amino acids. The record is from RefSeq and is a predicted model, not a curated record. The transcript has 2 exons.
AUGAAGUUCACCACCGUCUUCGGCGUUGCCACCCUCUUCAUGGCCCCUUCCGCUGUGGCCUGGAAGCUUCCCAACGUCGACCGGACCGACUCCGCCAGUCGCACUGAGCAGGCCGCACCCUCCGGCGCUAUGCCUUCUAGUGCCAUGCCCUCUGGCCCUGUCCCCUCCGGCACCAUCCCCUCGGGAACUGUUCCUAGCAGCUUCCCAUCUGGCGGAUUCGGUGGCCAGGGUGGCUUCGGCGGCCAGGGCGGUUUCCCCUCUGGCUUCCCCUCUGACCACCACCAGGUCCAGGGAGGACACCACGGCGGCGUCCCCAGCGGUGUCCCCAGCGGUGUUCCCAGCGGCAUGCCUUCCGGUUUCCCCGAGGGUGCUCAUACCACCGGCUCUCCCAGUGGCUCCCAUGGUGACCAGCCCCAGCCCAGCGGCAGCUUCGGCGGUGAGGGUUCUCCCAGUGCCCUCCCAUCUGGUGCCCCGGCUCCUUCGGCUGCGGCUGGCCAGGGCGAGGGGUCUGGUGAGCAGGAUAACUUCCAGCGCCUCCACGCUCGCCAGAUGCGGCCUAUGUGGCUGUAG